AUGCCACAGGGCUGUGCCCUCAUAGAGAGACGGCAGUUUGCAAUGCCAGUUCCGGUUAUGGCAGAGUCGGUGGACCACCAGAAACGCUUCCAGGCCGCUGUCGACGUCAUUCAAAACCUUCCCAAAAGUGGUGCCUACCGGCCCCCCUAUGAAGUGAUGCUGCGGUUCUACUGCCUGUACAAGCAGGCGGUGUGUGGACCCUGCACAGUGUCUCGACCAGGCUUCUGGGACCCAGUAGGUCGCUAUAAAUGGGAUGCCUGGAGCCGAUUAGGGGAGAUGAGCAGUGAGAGUGCCAUGGCGGCGUACGUGGAUGAGAUGAAGAAAGUGGCACAAGAGGUGAUUGACACAAUGCCCAUCAAUGAGAAGACUGCAUCACUGUUCCACCACUUUGAGCCCCUUUACGUGGUCAUCCACGACAUGCCCCGGCCACCAGACAAGCUGCUGCAUCUGAGAGAAGACUUUAAGGGCAUUGACAAGGCAGCCAGUCCAAUGGAGGUUGAACAAGAGAGGGAGGCCCAAGACGAACGUGUCCCAGAUAAGGACCCUGCACUAGAUGAAGAGCCUGCCCUGGAGCAGGUGCCUGUCCCAGGAGAAGAACCCGUCAAAGAGGAGGUACCGACUCUGGGAGAGGUGGCCCUCGCAGAGAAGGUGCCCGUCCCAGAAGAGGUGCCCAGUCAGACACAACAACAACCAGUCACCUUCACCAGUGAACUUCAGGGGCCAAAUGUACAAGGCUUCCUCUUUCCAGAGCCUGUUCCUGAGCUUGGUCUGUCUGAGGCCAUGGGGUCGUCUGAGGUGUUGUUGUUGACCAGCGACUCAGAGAGUGAGAUCUUCGUUGACUCUGUGGAUUCUGUGGAAAAGCUGGUCAAUAUCAAGGUUGUCCCCAAGUCAAACGGCCUCCAUCAUAACGGCCAUGCUUACUCGGAGCCCUCCUCAGUCCAAGCCAAUCACACAGAGACGGUCUGCCAGGCAACGCAGGUGGGGGCAGGGCAAGGUGGAGAGGGGGCGGGGGAUGGAGGGGGACCGCCCAUGAGGAGGAGUCGGGAUGCAGGAAGAGACGGGAUGAGGGACCACGGAUGGAGAGAACGUGGUGUUCCCCAGGGCAGCCCCAGGCGGGCGGGGAGAGAGGCCCUGGGGGCAGGGGGAGGGGCUGGCCGAGGAGGAGGAGACGGCUCAGAAGGAGGGGCUGAGAGGCUGCAGGACAUCCAGGUGCAGCAGCAGAUCCUGCUGGCCCUACGGAGGCUCAGGGAGGACAUGCAGAGCGUCAUGGAGAGACUGGAGGCAGUGGAGAGACUAGCCGCAGCACAGGCCCAGAAUUCAGACUGGAGACCAUGUCUUCAGUGUGCUGCCUCAGCUGCCCAAUCAGAGGAGGAGAGUUGGUGGCCGUUCCCUGAAGUAUCAGGACGGACGAUGCUGCUUCUGCUGCUGUGGCCCCUGGUGGCUCAGGGCAUAGUCUUUCUACUGCGGAAGGGCCAAAAGAAGGCCCGUAUCUCUACUUGAAGCCAACAGACCACAAAGUAGUCCCAUAUCCCCCCUUAGGAAUCCAUUGGAGGAAGAAGUAUUUCUUUUUUAUUUCAAUAGGACUCUAUGGGACAACGGAGGUCGUUAGCAGAUCUGUUUUUGGUGUCUUGCAAACUCCUAUGGUCAUUGGUGUGACAAUGACCAUAGGAGACAGCACAAACAUAUAUGGGACAAUGGAGGUUGUGUAUUUCCACAUGAAUCCACUGGAAGAAGUUGUUGGCAGUCCUAUAGGACAUUAUUGGAGGAGAAAGUCUCUCACUCUCUUCAGUACUGUUAUGUACAUUGCUCAAGUAUUGGGAGAAACAUGAACAUGUUUAAAUGAAAAAUGUAUCACAUGCUGUGCUGUUCUUUUAACCUUCAGGUUGAAGGACCUGGUCCCGUAUUCACAAAGAGUACUGACAUAAGAUCAGUUUGCCUUUUAGAUCAUAGUGGAAGGAGGUCAUCAUAAUGAUUUGAGAUCAGACGCUGCUAUUCUUGAGACGCUUUUUGAAUACGGGACCCUGAUCCACUUGUGUUCCUUGUCCCCUCAAUAACACUAAUAAAUCAUGAUUUAAUUUAUAGCUAUUUCAUCUUAAAUCACAGAAUUGUUUUCAAAUAAAUAAUUGGGAUGAAUAA
Messenger RNA from Oncorhynchus nerka (sockeye salmon), 2136 nucleotides. RefSeq names its product acyl-CoA binding domain containing 4 (gene acbd4). Lineage: Eukaryota; Metazoa; Chordata; Actinopteri; Salmoniformes; Salmonidae. Gene Ontology annotation, biological process: pexophagy; fatty acid metabolic process. Gene Ontology annotation, cellular component: cytoplasm. The record is from RefSeq and is a predicted model, not a curated record. The transcript is spliced from 10 exons. The coding region runs from base 1 to 1500 and encodes 499 amino acids. Gene Ontology annotation, molecular function: fatty-acyl-CoA binding.